AUGAAUGACCCCACUAUGUUGCAACAAAUGUCAAGCAACCCUAUGCUUUUAAACCGAGUUAUUGGUGCACAGAGUGGAGGUUUAAGAGCGGCACUUUUAGCGAAAAUGGCAGGCUAUGGUGGAGCUGCAGACGGAACAGCUUAUAACCCUCAAAGUCAAAUGAAUUUGAGUUCACUCAAAAAUCAAAUAACAGAUGUCAAAAAGUCAAACAUAGACAUACAGAAACAAAUAAGUGAAAACGAAAAGAAACUAGAAUAUGACAGACACACAAAGAAACUCAAUGAGUUAAACGUAGAGAAAAAGAAGAAAGAAGAACAACUGAAAGAACUAAGUACAGAGGAAUAUGCGAAAAAAGUGUCAGAAAAAGCAGCAGAAGUAGCAAAAAUGGAACAAGAUGUUAUAAAUUUGAAAAACCAUACUACUCAAUAUAAAGUACUGAAAGAUGAAGAAAUAAAACAAAAAGCCCUGAAGACAUAUAUGGAUAGCGAUGAGUAUAAAAAAGAAGUUGAAGCAAAUGUAAAGGCAGAAAAACUUUUACAGUUGCAAAACCAAACCGUACAGUAUGAAAACUUAGCACAAGAAAGUAAAAAUAACGACGCAGCCAUGCAAAAGGCAAUGAAAAGCGCAGAAUAUAUAAAAGCUAAUAAUGACUGGUUAGAUGCCCAAGCCAACGCUAAAGCAGCCCAACUUAUAGGGUCAAUAAGGACAAAAAUACAAGCGGAUGAAGACAGUUCAAAUGAAGCUUUAAUGAAUGCUGACUUUAAGAACGCCUUCGAAGCUCUUCAUAGUAAGGUGAAACUAGUGAACGACUUCUCAUCUGGAAAGAAACUGAAGUCUGAAGGUUUCGACAACGAGUUAA
Trichomonas vaginalis G3 is the source of this 859-nucleotide messenger RNA. RefSeq names its product protein of unknown function, DUF4106 family. The record is from RefSeq and is a predicted model, not a curated record. The transcript has a single exon. The annotation marks the transcript as partial. Lineage: Eukaryota; Parabasalia; Trichomonadida; Trichomonadidae.